GGUAGGGUUUCUUCCGCCGCCGCCGCUACUCAAACCUCCGCCCCCAAGCCCCCCAUCGCGCAGGCCCGCUGCUUCCCCUCCCUUCUCUGGCGGUAAUGGAGGUGGUGGAGUCGCAAGUGCAGGAGGUCAAGCUCUUCAACCGUUGGACCUUCGAGGACGUCCAGAUCAAUGACAUCUCACUGAGUGACUACCUUGCUGUGUCUUCUACAAAGCAUGCCAUAUAUCUUCCCCACACUGCUGGGAGGUACUCAGCGAAGAGGUUCCGCAAGGCUCAGUGCCCCAUUGUUGAGAGGCUUACCAAUUCUCUUAUGAUGCACGGUCGCAACAAUGGCAAGAAGAUCAUGGCUGUCUGUAUUGUGAAGCAUGCAAUGGAGAUCAUUCAUCUGCUGACUGAUGCAAACCCUAUACAAGUUAUUGUAGAUGCUAUCAUUAACAGUGGGCCAAGGGAAGAUGCUACUCGUAUUGGAUCUGCUGGUGUUGUUAGAAGGCAGGCUGUUGAUAUUUCACCUCUCAGGCGUGUGAACCAGGCAAUCUACCUUCUUACCACUGGAGCUAGGGAAAGUGCAUUCAGGAACAUCAAGACCAUUGCAGAGUGCCUUGCAGAUGAGCUUAUAAAUGCAGCCAAAGGUUCUUCUAAUAGCUAUGCUAUCAAGAAGAAGGAUGAGAUCGAGCGUGUUGCCAAGGCCAACCGUUGAGCAUUACAGAAACCGAAAAGUGAGAUUAUCUGUAAGAUGAUGGAUCAGCAUGUAGUUUUCUUUGAAAUUCACUUCGCUUUCAUCAUAGUUAAGAUAUGCGCCGUUUUUAUGAACCAAGUUUCGUGAUGGUUGUAACUUCGUAACUGAUAAUGGCUGAUUAACUGCUAUACUUCUUUGAGUUAAAGACUACUGGGCUUUACUGCAAAACCUUUGUAGUAUUUUUAGAUGCUAGUCAUGUCUGGAAGACUCGAUUUCAGAAGUUCAGAACAUAGAAUUUCAAUA
Molecule: messenger RNA, 977 nt
Organism: Phragmites australis (common reed)
Lineage: Eukaryota; Viridiplantae; Streptophyta; Magnoliopsida; Poales; Poaceae
Product: small ribosomal subunit protein uS7-like
Exons: 4
Coding region: 96-695 (199 amino acids)
Biological process (GO): ribosomal small subunit assembly; translation
Cellular component (GO): cytosolic small ribosomal subunit; ribosome
Molecular function (GO): mRNA binding; structural constituent of ribosome; rRNA binding
Source: RefSeq, a predicted model, not a curated record